Messenger RNA from Peromyscus eremicus (cactus mouse), 7772 nucleotides. It is a transcript of the gene Cacna1i, whose product is annotated as calcium voltage-gated channel subunit alpha1 I. The transcript has 37 exons. Gene Ontology annotation, cellular component: plasma membrane; voltage-gated calcium channel complex; neuron projection. Gene Ontology annotation, biological process: sodium ion transmembrane transport; positive regulation of calcium ion-dependent exocytosis; membrane depolarization during action potential. The record is from RefSeq and is a predicted model, not a curated record. NCBI's taxonomy places the organism in Eukaryota, Metazoa, Chordata, Mammalia, Rodentia, Cricetidae. The coding region runs from base 1 to 6684 and encodes 2227 amino acids. Gene Ontology annotation, molecular function: low voltage-gated calcium channel activity; voltage-gated sodium channel activity.
AUGGCUGACAGCACCUUGCCACCCUUAUCUGCAGCAGCCCCGGCCCCUGAGCCGGGAAUCACUGAGCAGCCAGGGCCCCGGAGUCCCCCUCCGUCCCCUCCAGGCCUGGAGGAGCCACUGGAUGGAACCAACCCUGAAGUCCCACACCCAGACCUGGCACCUGUUGCCUUCUUCUGCCUGCGCCAGACCACGAGUCCCCGGAACUGGUGCAUCAAGAUGGUAUGUAACCCAUGGUUCGAGUGUGUGAGCAUGCUGGUCAUCCUGCUGAACUGUGUGACCCUGGGCAUGUACCAGCCAUGUGACGACAUGGAGUGCCUGUCGGACCGCUGCAAGAUCCUGCAGGUCUUCGAUGACUUCAUUUUCAUCUUCUUCGCCAUGGAGAUGGUGCUUAAGAUGGUGGCCCUGGGCAUUUUUGGCAAGAAGUGCUACCUCGGGGACACAUGGAACCGCCUGGAUUUCUUCAUUGUCAUGGCAGGGAUGGUCGAAUACUCUCUGGACCUUCAGAACAUCAACCUGUCAGCCAUCCGUACUGUGCGUGUCCUGAGGCCCCUCAAAGCCAUCAACCGUGUGCCCAGCAUGCGGAUCCUGGUGAACCUUCUGCUCGACACACUGCCCAUGCUGGGAAAUGUGCUCCUGCUCUGUUUCUUCGUCUUCUUCAUCUUUGGCAUCAUUGGCGUGCAGCUCUGGGCAGGCUUGCUGAGGAACCGCUGCUUCCUGGAGGAGAACUUCACCAUACAAGGGGAUGUGGCCCUGCCCCCUUAUUACCAGCCGGAGGAGGACGACGAGAUGCCCUUUAUCUGCUCCCUGUCGGGCGACAAUGGCAUCAUGGGCUGCCACGAGAUCCCCCCGCUGAAGGAGCAGGGCCGAGAAUGCUGCCUGUCUAAAGAUGAUGUGUACGACUUUGGGACGGGGCGCCAAGACCUCAAUGCCAGUGGCCUCUGCGUCAACUGGAACCGUUACUACAACGUCUGCCGCACGGGCAACGCCAACCCUCACAAGGGCGCCAUCAACUUCGACAACAUCGGCUAUGCCUGGAUUGUGAUCUUCCAGGUGAUCACUCUGGAAGGCUGGGUGGAGAUCAUGUACUACGUGAUGGAUGCGCAUUCUUUCUACAACUUCAUCUACUUCAUCCUGCUCAUCAUAGUGGGCUCCUUCUUCAUGAUCAACCUGUGCCUCGUUGUCAUAGCGACCCAGUUCUCGGAGACCAAGCAGCGGGAGCACCGGCUGAUGCUGGAGCAGCGCCAGCGCUACCUGUCCUCCAGCACGGUGGCCAGUUACGCCGAGCCUGGCGACUGCUAUGAGGAGAUCUUCCAAUAUGUCUGUCACAUCCUUCGCAAGGCCAAGCGCCGUGCCUUGGGCCUCUACCAGGCCCUGCAGAACCAGCGCCAGGCCGCGGGCCCGGGGACACCGGCCCCUGCUAAGCCUGGGCCCCACGCCAAGGAGCCCAGCCACUGCAGUUCAAGCCCCACGCGGCAUGGUGGUAAUGCUGGUGCUCUGGACAUAGAACAGGAGGAUCAGAAGUUCGAGGGCAUCCUUAACUUUGUGAAGCUGUGCCCACGACACAGUCCCCUGGACCCCACUCCCCACACUCUGGUGCAGCCCAUCUCGGCUAUUCUGACCUCUGACCCCAGCAGCUGCCCACGCUGCCAGCCUGAGGCAGGCAGGAGGCCCUCGGGCCUGGGCAGCUCGGACUCUGGCCAGGAAGGCUCCGGAUCCGGGGGCUCUGCCGAGGCUGAGGCCAACGGGGACGGACCCCAGAGCAGUGAAGAGGGGACCUCCUCCGGCUUGGGGAAGGAGGAGGAGCAGGAGGAGGGUGCAGCCCGACUGUGUGGCGACGUGUGGAGAGAGACACGAGCCAAGCUGCGAGGCAUCGUAGACAGCAAGUACUUCAACAGAGGCAUCAUGAUGGCCAUCCUGGUCAACACUGUCAGCAUGGGCAUCGAGCACCAUGAACAGCCCGAGGAGCUGACGAACAUUCUGGAGAUCUGUAAUGUUGUCUUUACCAGCAUGUUUGCCCUGGAGAUGAUCCUGAAGCUGGCUGCCUUUGGGCUCUUCGACUACCUGCGGAACCCUUACAACAUCUUUGACAGCAUCAUCGUCAUUAUCAGCAUCUGGGAAAUCGUGGGGCAGGCGGACGGAGGCCUGUCUGUGCUGCGCACCUUCCGGCUGCUGCGGGUGCUGAAGCUGGUGCGCUUCAUGCCGGCGCUGCGGCGCCAGCUCGUGGUGCUCAUGAAGACCAUGGACAACGUGGCCACCUUCUGCAUGCUGCUCAUGCUCUUCAUCUUCAUCUUCAGCAUCCUUGGGAUGCAUAUCUUCGGCUGCAAAUUCAGCCUCCGCACGGACACUGGAGACACAGUCCCCGACAGGAAGAACUUUGAUUCCUUACUGUGGGCCAUUGUCACAGUGUUCCAGAUCCUCACUCAGGAGGACUGGAAUGUCGUCCUCUACAAUGGCAUGGCCUCCACCACUCCAUGGGCCUCCCUCUACUUCGUUGCCCUCAUGACCUUCGGCAAUUAUGUACUCUUCAAUCUCCUGGUGGCCAUCCUGGUCGAGGGCUUCCAGGCUGAGGGUGAUGCUAAUCGCUCCUACUCUGAUGAGGACCAGAGUUCAUCCAACAUGGAGGAGUUUGACAAGCUCCCAGAAGUCCUGGACAACAGCGGGGAUCUCAAGCUUUGCCCAAUACCCAUGACACCCAAUGGACACCUGGACCCUAGUCUCCCCCUGGGUGGGCAUCUGGGUCCUGCUGGUGCCAUGGGCACUGCCCCCCGCCUCUCACUGCAGCCGGACCCGGUACUGAUGGCCCUAGACUCCCGCAAAAGCAGCGUCAUGUCGCUGGGCAGGAUGAGCUAUGACCAGCGUUCCUUGUCCAGCUCCCGGAGCUCCUACUAUGGACCCUGGGGCCGCAGCGGGACCUGGGCCAGCCGUCGCUCCAGCUGGAACAGCCUGAAGCACAAGCCACCUUCAGCUGAGCACGAGUCCCUGCUCUCGGGGGAGCGUGGUGGCAGCUGCGUCAGGGCCUGUGAAGGUGCCCUGGAGGAGGCGCCGCCCCGCCCCGCCCCCCUGCAUGCCCCACAUGCCCACCACGUGCACCAUGGACCCCACCUUGCGCACCGCCACCGCCACCACCGCCGGACGCUGUCCCUCGAUACCAAGGACUCGGUGGACCUGGCAGAGCUAGUGCCCGUGGUGGGCGCCCACUCGCGAGCUGUUUGGAGGGUAGGGGGCCAGGCUCCGGGGCAUGAGGAUUGUAAUGGUAGAAUGCCCAACAUUGCCAAAGAUGUCUUCACCAAGAUGGAUGACCGCCGCGACCGUGGGGAGGACGAGGAGGAGAUCGACUACACCCUGUGUUUCCGCGUUCGCAAGAUGAUUGAUGUCUACAAGCCUGACUGGUGCGAGGUCCGUGAGGACUGGUCGGUCUACCUCUUCUCCCCUGAGAACAAGUUCCGGAUCCUGUGUCAGACCAUCAUUGCUCACAAGCUCUUCGACUACGUGGUCUUGGCCUUCAUCUUCCUCAACUGCAUCACCAUCGCUCUGGAGAGGCCCCAGAUUGAAGCUGGUAGCACUGAGCGCAUCUUCCUCACGGUGUCUAACUACAUCUUCACAGCCAUCUUCGUGGGCGAGAUGACGCUGAAGGUGGUUUCUCUGGGCCUGUACUUCGGUGAGCAGGCGUACUUACGCAGCAGCUGGAACGUACUGGAUGGCUUCCUAGUCUUUGUGUCCAUCAUCGAUAUCGUGGUAUCUGUGGCCUCCGCGGGGGGAGCCAAGAUUCUGGGGGUCCUCCGGGUUCUGCGGCUCCUACGCACCUUACGUCCUUUGAGGGUCAUUAGCCGGGCCCCUGGCUUGAAGCUGGUGGUAGAGACACUCAUCUCUUCCCUUAAGCCCAUCGGCAACAUCGUGCUCAUCUGCUGCGCCUUCUUUAUCAUCUUCGGCAUCCUGGGGGUGCAGCUUUUCAAGGGAAAGUUCUAUCAUUGCCUGGGAGUGGACACCCGAAACAUCACCAACAGAUCUGACUGUGUGGCGGCCAACUAUCGCUGGGUACAUCACAAAUACAACUUUGACAACCUGGGCCAGGCUCUGAUGUCUCUCUUUGUCUUGGCCUCCAAGGAUGGCUGGGUGAACAUCAUGUAUAAUGGAUUGGAUGCUGUUGCUGUGGACCAGCAGCCUGUGACCAACCACAACCCCUGGAUGCUGCUGUACUUCAUCUCCUUCCUACUCAUUGUCAGCUUCUUCGUGCUCAACAUGUUCGUGGGUGUGGUUGUGGAGAACUUCCACAAGUGCCGGCAGCACCAGGAGGCUGAGGAGGCGCGGCGGCGUGAGGAGAAGCGGUUACGGCGCCUGGAAAAGAAGCGCCGUAAGGCUCAGAGGCUGCCCUAUUAUGCCACCUACUGCCCUACGAGGCUGCUCAUCCACUCCAUGUGCACCAGCCACUACCUGGACAUCUUCAUCACCUUCAUCAUCUGCCUCAACGUGGUCACCAUGUCCCUGGAGCACUACAACCAACCUACAUCCCUAGAGACAGCCCUCAAGUACUGCAACUACAUGUUUACCACUGUCUUUGUGCUGGAGGCUGUGCUGAAGCUGGUGGCAUUUGGCCUGAGGCGUUUCUUCAAGGACCGAUGGAAUCAGCUGGACUUGGCCAUUGUGCUGCUGUCUGUCAUGGGCAUUACCCUGGAGGAGAUUGAGAUCAACGCAGCCCUGCCCAUCAAUCCUACCAUCAUUCGUAUCAUGCGUGUUCUGCGUAUUGCCCGGGUGUUGAAGCUGUUGAAGAUGGCCACAGGAAUGCGGGCCCUGCUGGACACCGUGGUACAGGCUCUGCCCCAGGUGGGCAACCUGGGUCUCCUCUUCAUGCUGCUCUUCUUCAUCUACGCUGCCCUGGGAGUGGAGCUCUUUGGAAAGCUGGUCUGCAAUGAUGAGAACCCGUGUGAGGGCAUGAGCCGGCAUGCUACCUUCGAGAACUUCGGCAUGGCCUUCCUCACGCUCUUCCAGGUCUCCACAGGCGAUAACUGGAAUGGCAUCAUGAAGGACACGCUGCGAGACUGCACCCAUGACGAGCGCAGCUGCCUAAGCAGCCUUCAGUUCGUGUCGCCCCUGUACUUCGUGAGCUUCGUGCUCACGGCUCAGUUCGUGCUCAUCAACGUGGUGGUGGCCGUGCUCAUGAAACACCUGGACGACAGCAACAAGGAGGCCCAGGAGGACGCGGAGAUGGAUGCCGAGAUCGAGCUGGAGAUGGCCCAUGGCCUGGGCCCUGGGCCUGGCCCCGGCCCCGGCCCCUGCCCCUGCCCCUGUCCUGGCCCGAGGCUGCCCACUAGUUCACCAGGAGCCCCCAGCCGUGGAUCAGGAGGGGCAGGUGCUGGGGGUGACAACGAUGCCCACCUGUGCCGGCACUGCUGCUCUCCAGCCCAGGAGACCCUGUGGCUGGACAGCGUCUCUUUAAUCAUCAAGGACUCCUUGGAGGGGGAGCUGACCAUCAUUGACAACCUGUCCGGCUCCAUCUUCCACCACUACUCUUCACCUGCUGGCUGUGACAAGUGUCACCAUGACAAGCAAGAGGUGCAGCUGGCUGAGACAGAGGCCUUCUCCCUGAACUCAGACAGGUCCUCGUCCAUCCUGCUGGGGGAUGACCUGAGUCUUGAGGACCCCACAGCCUGCCCACAGGGCCCCAAGGAGAGUAAGAGUGAGCUGGAGCCUCCGGAGGCCUUGCAGGCAGGAGACCUGGACGAAUGCUUUUUCUCCUUUGCCAAUGCGCCGGUGUCUGCAGGCCCAGAGAGCCUGCUGUGUGAGAUGGAGGCCAUCCCGUUCAAUCCCGUCCAGUCCUGGCUCAAACACGAGAGCAGGCAAGCACCGCCAAGCCCUUUCUCCCCAGAUGCCUCCAGCCCUCUCCUGCAGAUGCCUGCUGAGUUCUUUCACCCUGCUGUGUCCGCCAGCCAGAAGGGACAGGAACCGGGCAUGAGUGCAGGGACCCUGCCCAAGAUCGCCCUUCAGGGCUCCUGGGCAUCCCUGAGGUCACCAAGUGUCAACUGCACCCUCUUGCGUCAGGCUACUGUGAGCGACACGUCACUGGAUGCCAGCCCUAGCAGCUCAGCGGGCAGCCUGCAGACCACAUUGGAGGACAGUCUGACACUGAGCGACAGUCCCCGGCGUGCCCUGGGACCACCGGUCCCGUUGUCAGGGCCACGUGCUGGCCUGUCACCUGCCACCCGGCGCCGCCUCAGCCUGCGGGGCCGCGGCCUGUUCAGUCUGCGUGGGCUGCGGGCCCAUCAGCGCAGCCACAGCAGCGGCGGCUCCACCAGCCCGGGUUGCACCCACCACGACUCCAUGGACCCCUCUGAUGAGGAGGGCCGCGGGGGUGCAGGUGGCGGGGGUGCAGGCAGUGAGCACUCCGAGACCCUCAGCAGCUUGUCGCUCACGUCUCUCUUCUGCCCACCACCCACGCUGCCACCCCCGGGCCUCACCCCCUCCAGGAAGUUCAGCAGUACCAGCAGCCUGGCAUCUGGACCUGGCCGUCCUGGAGCCACUGUCUCCGCCCGCGGCCUGGCCAGGAGCCCCUCCUGGGCUGCAGACCGCAGCAAGGACCCACCAGGCCAGGCCCAGCUGGCCUCAGGCUUGGGCUCCUCAGCACCUGAACCGCAGCCGCCUCCUGGGGAGCUGGAGUCAACUGAUGCUGCCAGCAAGAGGAAGAGAUGAGGGGCCCACAGGGGCUGCGGGGGGAACCUGCCACCCGCUGUCCGCCCGCCUGCCCCGUCUUGCCUUCUUUUACCUCAGGAGCCAGGGAGCAGACAGCAAUACUUUGCCCACACCUGGGAGUGGCAUAGGGGCCAGCCAGCACCAGGCCACUGGGCAGACGACUGAGGAGGGUCUGGGUUAGCUGAGGCUCAGAUGUGGCCCCAUCCGUGGCCCUUCCAGUGCUUAUGCAGAUAUAUACAUAUAUACAUAUAUAUAGAGAGACAGACAUAUAUUUAUUUAUUUUUUUUACUGAGAGCUUAUGAAUUCCAGAAAGUGCUAAAGUUGAAGGUACAGGCCAGGGCCCAGACAGGGGUCUCGUCUGUUGGUUAGGACACAGGCUUGCACAGCACGGACGCUCCCGUUGGGGCAUCGGUGGCUGUAGUUUCGGGUAUCUCCCACAGUUGAGAGCAGCUUGGGAGGAUGUUCAGGGCCCAGGAGACAGAAGAGAUGCAAUUCAGGGUGCACUUUUUUUCCCUUUUAAAGAAGAGACGCUGCUAAGACCCCCAAUCUCUACCCACAUGUCGGGGUAUCAGUCUUGUCCCUCUGACUAUCGCGUUGUGAAGUCUUUCGUAGACGCUCUGACACACAGACUUUCUUAGUUAACCAGCUAGAUGUUCUCUUUAGAAAAACCGGGGGGGGGGGUUGUUUAGUCAUUUCUUAGAGCAGGGUUGGGGGAUAGGACAGUUCUGAGGCUGGGCAGGGGGCUCAGUGUGCAGGUCAAGUUUUGACUUCUGUGAGCACUUUGGGGGACAGUUCAACUCCCCAGGAAGGCAGCAAACAGGAAUAAUUCAUGCAACCCGCCCUGAGCAACCUUACCCCUGCCCCAGGGGUAUUUGGGGUAACAGCAAAUCUAAAGGGGGCUCUGCGUACCUGCCUAAAGCCUGACUCCAGCCUUUCCCCAUCCAGGACCCCCAGCCAGUUACCUGGACAUUCACAUCCUCCAAUUCCUGCUUACUCCUGAGUAUGUCUUGCUGUUUCAAGCUGCAGGUCGGGUCUCACGAUGGUAGUGCUUUCCAGUCUCACAAUGAGUUCAGGAUGGGUUUUUUUUU